CCGCCUGCUAGGGCAUCGUCAACUCCAUCAUCCCACCGGAGCUCCGCUUCACCGUCCUCAAGCUCACCGGCCACCUCUCAGCCUACUUCGACAUCAGUGAGACCGACGGCGUCAACACCAACGAGCUCUAUAAUGCCGUCUAGCUCUACCUCUCCUCCUCCGUCUCCAACUCCGACACCCUCCUCUCCCUCACCCGCUCCGUCAACUCCUAUGCCGUCACCUUCAGCCUCGCCAACAACGAAUCCAUCGCCGACUCCUUCAACGGCGCCGUCGUCCUCUGGGAGCACGUCGUCUCACACCGCCACUCCCAGACCUUCUCCUGGAACCCCUUGCCCGACGAGAAGCGCGGAUUCACCCUCCGCAUCCAGAAGAACGAAAAAACCUUAUUCCUCGACUACUACCUCGAUUACAUUAUGGAGCGGGUGGCGGAGAUUCGCCGCAAGAAUCAAGAUCGGCUGCUGUACACGAAUUCUCCCGGCGGUCUCGUUCAAUUAG
Linum tenue is the source of this 495-nucleotide messenger RNA. The record is from the annotation of a GenBank genome assembly. Lineage: Eukaryota; Viridiplantae; Streptophyta; Magnoliopsida; Malpighiales; Linaceae.